Pestalotiopsis fici W106-1 is the source of this 1824-nucleotide messenger RNA. RefSeq lists its product as uncharacterized. The coding region runs from base 1 to 1824 and encodes 607 amino acids. NCBI's taxonomy places the organism in Eukaryota, Fungi, Ascomycota, Sordariomycetes, Amphisphaeriales, Sporocadaceae. The transcript has 3 exons. The record is from RefSeq and is a predicted model, not a curated record.
AUGAUGAUGGCUGUUGCGGUUACAAUAUACCCGCAUGCCAACCGCCCCCUGCCGCAAUGGCGUUAUGGAAUUACAAUCAACGGCCUCUUAUCCAUUUAUAGCAUCGUUUUACGCGGCUGCCUCGGCUUUGUUCUUACCUCGUGUAUUGGCCAAUUGCAAUGGAUUUGGUUUUCCGCCGAUAGACGUCCUCUUUACGAUGCAGUUCUUUACGAUAACGCCGGCCGCGGACCAUGGGGAUCACUUGUAUGGCUUUGGAAGCACCAUAUUAAACAGCCACUCACCGCAUUUGGCGCCCUUAUAACGCUUAUCUCUAUGGCUAUAGAUCCUAUCGUUCAACAGCUCGUGGCGCCGGUUAAUUGUUCGUGGCAGGCCUCAGAGCUUAACGCGACGUUGCCUCGAAGGAACUAUUUUGGAUAUGAAUCGACUCUUCCAAUGCCACCCGCGGACAGCACAAAACUUGAAAGGGCGGUCGCACUUGAAAUUUCGCACCCAGCCAAUUGUUCUGGUCCCGGCUUUUUAGGGAUCAAUUUCGUAACCAGUCUUCAUGCCGGCGCCCUCAAUGGACCCAAGAUCUUGAAUAUUACCACCCCCCAAUUAGCUCAACCCUCUUUGGAUCCAGCAUGUACAAGCUGCAUCAGAAAUUGGGCAACGACACCGGUCGACUUCAACCUAGGCGGCAUGGUUAAGGGGACGGAGGGUUACUCAACGACCGAUACCAACAUACAACUGGUUUUCGCCAACACAAUUUUCAACAGUACAAAUGUCAACCCGCUUACUGGACAACAAAUUCUUAACUGCGACGCAGCUACACCCGAGCACGAUUCCUGGACAUGCAUUGGUUACGGUGCAGCUAGCUGCACGCUAUCGCCAUGCUUCAGGCUGUAUAAUGCCUCGGUUACUGACGGAAUACUCUCUGAGACACUCAUCGACACUAUCAAGUUAGUAGCCCCAAGUAAUGAAUAUCCAGAUGACGAAACCAUCAAUUAUUUUGGACUUCUUGACACCCAGUGUCCUUCACCGGCCGACAUGGAACUACUCACAGCCCAGAAUAUCACGGUCCUUGGGCCCGAGCCCCAGCCCUCUAGUCGGUGGCAGCGGUUCUAUGUUCCGGGAAAGAAAAACGCGACCUACUCCGCCUGGGUCCCGAAAAAUUUAACGGACCCCUUUCAAGACGAUUGGCUAGUACCAGAAGACCUCUGGACCCAAAGCUGUGCAUACGCAAUUGGCAGGGAAAUGGCACUGUUCAUGCAAAAGGAACUGUUUUUUAAGCUUGGCCAGAACACGGAUCUGAGUGCAUCUAUGAUUGGACUGCCCAUUUCCGUCUCGACCGGAAUCGGCACAUCAGACCCGUGGUUGGACGUGCUGAGUUCGACUUUGCUCACUUUUGAAAUCCUGGGCGGGUCGGAACUGAUGCAGCGCACUUACAACUAUGGGAAUUACUCGUUCGCCUUGGUCGAGGAGAUCAUGGCUAACAUAUCCGAGUCCAUCACACGCUUCAUGCGCACUCAGGAGGCGGAUCCCGAGUACGACUUCGGCGCCCCAGUGCAAGGCGAGUCAUUGAGCGCUGGGACGUGCCUCGCCGUGCGCUGGGGCUGGAUCGCAGUCCCGGCAGCCGUAACCACGUGCGUGCUCAUGUUGCUCACCGUCAUCGCAACUGGCACCGCCCAGAGCCGCCUGCCUCCUUGGAAACAGUCGUUUCUCACCUGGGUGUUUCACGGCCCACGGCCCCAGCUGCAUCAGCAGUUCCAGCAUCAGUCUGGCCCUGCGAUGCAAGGCAUGGAGAGCGCUUCGGAGGGUGUACCAAGAGAGAGUAACCGGAGCUGA